AUUAAAACAAAGAUUUUUCCGCUAAAAGAUAUGUCUAAGAUGUGUUUGAGAUAUAAAAAAGGUAGGUUGAAACUGAUUGGAUAUUCAGCUUUGGCUCCUCAAUGUUUUUAGAAAGUCCGUCUCACGCAUUUAUAUUACCUUGAAAAAUACCCUCGUCUGAAAUAACUGAAACUCGGAUUUGUUUAACUCUGACUCUCUGAGAUAAAGUUAGGGGGAUAAAAUGAAAUUUUGGGUUGAGGUGCACAUCUACCAUGGUUACUUUUAAUUCGAUCAAAAAGGCUCACUUUGUAUCGUCCCUGAUAAAAAAACCGCUCUUCAUAACCUAAAUAAGCAAAGGCCCAAAGAGUUUCCGAUGCAAAAAAUGCUGGAGGCUUUAUUUAACAAAUUUAUAUAUUUGCCAAGUGAAGGAAAAUUGUGGUGGGUAUUUACCGAGCUUCAAGUUAAUUUGUCACCUCAUUUAUUUACUAAUUUUAACUGGUUAUUUUAUUCUAACUAGUUAGAACAAUAGUUACAAUUUUAUCACUGGCGAUUUUUUUUUUCGGGGGUGGGGGUGGGGUAAUAAAUAUGAUUUACAAAAUAGUUUUUAGAACAAGUUAAAUUCUCUCCUGAGUUAAAGAUUCAAGACUUGGUAUUUCAUUAAGUGAAAACACAAUCUUGUUGUUGUAAAAUUGCUUGGGUCAGAAAAAAAGGCCUCUGUAUGCAGAUUGAAAUGUUUGCAUUAUUGUCAAUGUAAGGAUGUUUCCUUUUUUACCUUACUAUCUAACAAGUUUGAUAUUUUUCUUUCAGAGGACAAUUAUGAAUGAUCCUUUGAAACUACUGCCAGUUGAUGUCACCAAAAUUCGAGCUCAAGAUGUGGUUGUGGUGGCAGCAGUGCUUGUGGCCUUGUUUCUUUUCAGAGCUCCAAAUGUGUGGGAGUUAAAGCCCUCUUGGCAACUGGACGAUAUCUUGCACAGUGAUCACCACACAACAAGAAACAAGUUGUAUGUUUGGUUAUCAGAUUUUUUCAUGAAGCUGCUCUGACAAGCUCACUGUCAUUUGAAUAAUUCAGUAAAAAUUCAAGUUCAUUCAUUUAAAUUUAUUACCUAUUUAACCCUUUACACCCUAAAAUCAGUGUACAUAUUCUCCAUACUGUUCUCUAUACAUUUACCCAAGGUGCUGACAAGGAGAAUUUGUAUACCAAUCAAAAGAUUCUUUUCCUGUUGAUCAUUUCCUUUAUUCUCAUGACCUUAACAUGUGAUUCAGGGGUGAUAUUAUAGGGAGGAAUUUGAUGCUAGUGAAGGGUUAGCAUUAGAGAUGUCUUUUUUUGUCCUCCCUUCUUCUUCCUUUUCCUUUGCUAGUGGCAAGGAGAAUUUGUGUAAUAGUCAAAGUGCAUUUGGUGGAAAGUAUAACUGUAAAGAAAAAUUUGACUGUGGUUACUUUGGGUUUAAAGAGUUUUAAUGAUCCAUUGUGUUUCUUAAAACCACAUGUUCUAAUUUGCCAGAAUAUGACCAAAAUGUAGAUGAAUCAAAGCAACAAAGGAUACACCCAAAAGUGUUCUUUGAAUUCUGGAGACCUUGAUGAGAAGAAAUUUUAUCAUAUACACUAGGCAAACUUUUUUCAGAGAGCUGAAUGAAAUUACCAAUUUUCCAAGCAAGACUGGGUGAAAAGGGUUCCAGUUUGCAAUUAAGUGAAUUUAAUUCUUAGACAGAGUUAAUUUUAUUUAGUUACUUAUGAUUACAUGAUGUCACUCUCUUUAGACCUCUUCCUAUUAUCUCAGACCUGGAUAGUGAUGGAAUUAAUGGUAAUCAUUCAUAAGAUACUGGUACAUGACCUUUAAUUAUAGAUUAAGUAUGGAGAUUUACAAACUAAACUUGAAGGCCUGGUAGAAAGUAUGGAGUUUAAAAGUAAGACUUACAAAAUGGGGAGGAAGUCUGUAGUGUGCAUGUCUGUUAAGUUUUGUUUAGUUUAGUUUGUUUAUGAGUAUUGGUGUUGUUGUUGUUACAAGUUGUUCCAAGCUUGCUACUGGUGUCUAUUAAACUACUGAGAUUUAUGAGCAACUUAAAAGUACCCUAAAAUUUGUCAAAAUGAUUUAUUAGUGCAAUCAGUAAAAUGUCCAGUCAUGGGGCAAAUCCUAAGAACUUCAAGAGGGAUAACAUGGUUGCUAUUGGGCUAUCACAUUUCUCUUGGUUACUUACUAGGAAAUAUGUGAUCAUUUUACAAUGACUGAGAUACUGCAAGCACCCUAAUUGCCCACUAACAAUGUUUUUAAUCACUCACCUCUGGCUCAUGACUUACAAAAAUUUUUCAUGUUCUUCUAACAUCCCACGCGCCCAUAAAUCGAUAGAACUUGCAGUUUAUUGAUGAGUAAUUAAGUUUUCUCUGGUAUUCAUAACAGAACUUAUUAUUGUAACUGAUGAUUCAAGACUUAAAGUUAUGAUGCUGCCUCCACAAGAGGAGCAUGAUCUAUCAUCCACCCUUCCUCAUCUUCAUAUGAAGGUAACAGAAUGUCUGGGAAGAGAAAUUGAUUCCAUGUAACCAUGUUGCUGUUCAUUUUAUUCACUUCAAAAUGAUGUAUUUGGGUUUGUGUUUUCUUUGUUUCAGAUCUAAAAUAAUUUACUGUAUUUCCAUGAUCCCUAACAGAGAAACUAAUUUAUCCAUUUUGGCCUAAAACCAAUUAUUGCAAUUGAAAAUUAAAUAUUUGGAAUAGUGACACCUUUUGUAUGUUUAACAAAUUGUGGUUGAAUGAUUUUUGCCUUUGAGUCAAUUACUGAAUUUUUUUGGCCAGGCAGAAGUGGUCCUUGAAACUACCAGUAAUUCAUCCAAGCCUGGAUUUCCUGUAGCACUUGGAACAGGAUGUGAAGGAAAAAGCAUUUCUUUGCUCAAUGUCUGUCGCCAGGUGAAGUGCCAUUCUAUGUAUCUUUUUUAUUAUUUAACCCUUUAACCCCUAAGAGUGACUCACAUCUUAUUUCUCCCUACAAUAUCACUCCUGAGUCACACUUUAAGGUCAUGAGAAUAAAGGAAAUGAUCAACAGCUAAAGAAGCUCUUGAUUGUUAAACGAAUUCUCCUUUUCAGCAACUUAGAAAACAUGUAGAGAACAGUAUGGAGAAUAUGCUUGCUGAUGUUAAAGUGUAAAGGGUUAAGCUUCUUUUAUUAAUUAAAAUGAAUAACCAAGAAAUGAAUGGAAAAACAAGUAAACACAAAAUAAAUGAAUAAAUUUAUCUACAGAUGAAUAGAAAAGGUCAUUUCAGUUGACCACUCCUCCAUCAGAGUGAAAGAUUAAGGGCUACGGAUUGAAAUUUCAGCUUUAGGAACUCUCUAUGGUGGCUAAUUUGUGUUGAUAAAACCAAAUCAGAUGUAUCUUAUAAUUUCCCCCCCUCCUGCUCUCCACAUACCCAGUGCCACAGUUUCUUUAGAAACUUACUCCCUUAACUCAUUUGGGAAAAACAAGAUUACUUGGUUUUAUCAACUGAGUUGAUAAUGUAAUUAUUGGCCACUGUAAAUAAUUUCUAAACUGAAGUUUUGAACUUCAGAAAAAGUGGAAAAAAUAGCCUGUCCAAAGAUCAGUCAGAGGAAAUGAAAGGGAUGGCUGGCAGCAAAUGGUGGUUGUGGUUGUCAGGGCAAUGAUCUACAAUAUCCUAACCUCUCAGAGGUGUUGAAUUGGCUAGAUUGAAUAGUCUAAUGUGAAGUGAAUUUUCUUGUUUGUAUCUAUUUGCAGGUGAUAGUUGUAGUAACAGAUGAUGGAGAGGUGCAUUGUUACACAGAUCAGCUGGAGCUAAUGUGGAGGACUCGGGUUUUCACAGAUCAUGAAACAUCAGGCUCACUAAAUUUUAAGUGAGUUGGCUAUUUUGUUGUAAUUUUGUUCUAUUUGUGACUAAAUCGGAAUUCUUUUGUAGAUGUUGGAAAGGACGAGUGGUAAAUUUUUUUCUGUCAUUUCUUUUCUUUAUUUAAAAAGUGUUUUACUUGGAUUCUUUUUGAAGUUGGCAAUGAUUCUGCUUUUCCAUCAAAAGUCAUCCCUUGAAAUUAAUUUUUGUUUGUUGCUUUGACUUAUAGUUCUUUUUAAAGCACUUUAUUUUUAUGGCCUUUUUUUAAUUGCAGGGAAAUUGCUGUACUUGUUACACCUCAGUCUGGCUUAGUUUUGAUCGGAGGGAUGACUGCUAAAGAAGAACAAAUGCAACACAAUUUAAAGUAAUGAUUUCCCCUUUGAUUCUGUUCCAUCUCUUACAUUUCUGACUAAUGCAGUGUUAGAUCGAGGGGGGAGGCCCUAGGUCCAACUUUUACCUCUCCCUAAUAUCAUCAGUUAUUGAAUCGUUAUUGCUCCGCCCCUACCCCCCUUCCCCACCACUCUUUAGGAACAGACCUAACCAGUCAUUCUUGAAACUGUGGGUUCCUAAAUUUAGAGGAAGCGAUUUUGAUAAGAAAUAGAGCGAAGUAGAAAGAUGACCAGAUACUUUUCCUUUAUCGUAAGCGUCUUUAGUUUUUAAAGUACUAUAACGGGCUCCGUUCACGUGUGGUUUCUAAGUUUGUAUGUGCUGGCUGUAAUGCCUGUUACGUCGGUGAAACCUGCCAGCAUUUUUCCAGACGUGUUAGAGAGCACUUAGUCAUUGACAGGGCCUCUCACAUUUUCAAGCAUCUGAAAGAUUCUGCACACUGUAGCGCUUUGUGUUCAGAAGAUAACUUCCAUGUUUUAGAUCACGCCUCUACCGGUUUUCAACUCAAGAUAAAAGAGGCUAUUCAUAUUCAAAGAGAACAACCAUCUUUGAAUCAACAAUUACACCAUGUAAAUCUAAAACUAUCCUUUUAAUUCUCACACUUUCAUGCUUUACCUCUUUUCUUGUUGUCACUAUUUAUCAUAAUUAGCAUUGUUCUACUUACUAUAUAAUUCAACUUCCAACGCUUUGUACAUUAAUUAACUGAAGAUAACAGAAGUUUCUGUCGAAACAUGUUUUACAGACUUAAAAGUUUUAUCUUUCUUUAAAUACUAUUUCUUUUGCAUUAAAGAAAUGAAAAAUGAAAUAUUUUACACUGCAUUUUCAGACAUGACCAUCAACAUAACUUUUCCGCCAGUUUUAGUGCUGAGGAGAUAGCAAAGCAACCUCCAAGACGCUCGCGCAAUACUAAGAAGGUACUUUCUUCCAUACUACAUCAGAUUUAAUUUGAAACUGCGGUCGUUUUUCCUUUGGAAUAUUCCUCAUUCCGUGUAAACUGUCCACCUUCAACGGAGGUUUUCGAAAACGCUACACCUUUGCAAGAGCCAUUUGUUAGUGUUUCAUUUACAAUGAAAGAUAGCAGCGUAAGAUAGUUAACUUUCGACAAUAGUGCGAGUUCAUUUCAUGUGUCCUUCUAUUGUCAGGCAACCGAAGAAAAGGAACAUUUUUCGACAUACGCUCUGAACGCGAAAACAGGAAGGACCCACUGGAAACAUGAACCAGGCGACUAUGAAGCCAAGAAAAUGGACAGAGAGGUAUCGUUGUUAUUUAUAUCAGUAUACUACACUUCAUCAAACUCAGCGUUCUGCGUUUAGUUGUGCAUGGUGUAGAAGCUUUUAGGAACGAAAUAGCGACCUUUUCGAGCGACUGUCGUUGAACCAAGCCAAAUAGAAUGAUUUUCUAUGUCAAGCUUUAUUGGGCAAGAUCAAAAAUGAAAAUAUACAAACAUAAAGAAUCAAAGCCCAAAAGGGAUGAGCACGAACGGGACACUCAGACCCAUGCGGGGUGCCUACCCAAGGGAAAUAUAAGUGUAUAUUAUAUUUUCAAUUCUGUGGUAAAAGUAGUUCAUGUUCAUACAGAUCCAAAACUGACACCAACCGCACCUGGUUCAUGUUUCGUGUUUUCUCAUGAUUCAGGCACUUUGCUCGUUUUUACUUGAUCGAGUUUUCAUCGGAUCUUAGCGGUUUUUCUUAGUGUAUGAGUAUGUAAGUAGGAGACUUUAUUUUUAAAGGCUUACGUGUAAUACUGACAAUUGCUGCCAAACCUGCGGCGCUUGUGGUUAGCUUUUCUAAUUGCUUUUAGUUUUUAUUUACGACACUCGAUCGAAAAGCGCUUUCAUCACACACCUUGUCUUAACAAAACAAACAAUCUAUCCAUUAGGAGUCGAUCUAACGCGUCCACCUUGCCUGAAAUUCCCUGAUAUCUUUUUUUCUCUGAAGGAUAUUCUGUCGGCUUACCAUUUCAAGCUGGCUCUUCAUUCCAGUCAGUACCACGCGGGUGAAAUUCACUGGAGUCAAUACACCGAGUCACUGAUCUCUUCACUACCAUACAGAUGGCAACAUCCCGCUGAUACCAGCUUACAAACAGCUCACUUCGUGAAAAGGCAACCCUCGACACUCGCAACUCAAGGGAAAGAACUUAAAACAGGACCUGUGGUAGAAUCGAAAGCAAUGAAGCCAAACGCAGUUGUUAUAAAACGACAAAAGGCCAUUGAGGUGUUAAACAUGGAGUCUGGUCAACCUUUGUGUUCUUACGCUUUACCUAUGAGAACCACAAGUGUUGGUGAUUUGAACGGCGACAAUGUCAUAGAUCACGUGACGACGUACUUUGCCUCGGAGCGGAUAGACCAAUCAGGAAUGAUCAAUCCUUGCUCGGGUGUUGCAGUUUCCGGGUCGAAAUCUUUAUUCAGUAGGUCUAUCUGCCGUACCCCUUCAACGUUCGGUAGUUUCUUUGGCUCGUUCUCCGAGGAAGAUUUACGCGAGGAGAACGUGCUGGUUUCUCCGUUGCUUGUGCCAAGUCCACCUUACCAAAGAGGGAUUUUCAGCCAUCUAUCAGGAGAGGCUUUCAAGCGAGAUAGCAUCAGGAGCUUGGACAGUAUUUUUGUUAUUUCUUCUGGAAGACUAACAAGUUUGGGACCGUUUGGUGAAUUGAAUUGGCAGGUAGAUUGAAAGCUGGUAUUUAUAAAAGGAGCGUGAUUAAUAUCAGAGAUCACCUUUACAGCGAGGGCAGCACGGACCUGUGGCUGCCAUGCCGUCCGUGUCUGAAUUUUAAAAGCAUCAUCAAAAGUACAACGCCAACAACGUAAUGACCAAAUUGAGACUUCCAAUUCAUGCUGUUGUUCGGGAAAGCUAACAGGACUCGUGGUUUGAUCUGUUUGAAAGAGUAGAUGUAGUGAAGUAAAUUGCCGAUCACUUUAAGGAAAACUUGAGACGCGUUUUAAUAACUUUAGACUCUCAUUACAAUUUCAGUUUCAGAUUGUGCUUGUUAUUUCGCUAAGGCCCGCGGAGAAUAGAUGGAAAUAUAGCGUAUGCAGUUUGUUUCAUAGGCACUUGUCACUGUCGAAGAAUUAUCUAUCAGCGCGUGAAGCCUCCACAGCGCAUCACACGUGCACCCCACCUGCUCUGAACACAGCAUUUUUCUUGUCCUUGACAGGUAGACACGGUAACCUCAUGGACGAACUACAAUCCGCCUAAUGACAAAAGUGCAGACGCAGUUCUUGUACCUAACAUUCAAGCUGUUUCUACUGCGGUAGGGGCACAAAAGGUAUGCUCAUUAUACUUAUUUUUGGCCAUUUAAUCGUGGUCACGGAUCUCGUAUAUCAGACACAAAAUCGGACGUUUAGUGGCAGGUGCGGUGACUGUAUGGAUAGCGCGCUUAUUUUCGAGUCGAGAGAUCCAGAUUUUAGCCCCAACUGGGUCAAUGUGUACAGUCGUGUUCUUAGGCACGCUACUUUACUCUCACAGUGCCUAUCUCCAACCAGGAGUAUAAAUGGGUGGCGGCGAAUAGUGAAGGAAGCCUGACAAAAUCCUAAGGAGGGAUAAGGUCACCUGCGGUGGAGUAGCAUUCCAUUUUGCAAGAAUAGAAAUCCUCCUGAUUACUUUUUGGCAUAAACACAGGAGUUAUUUCGUUUGUUUGUUUGUCCUUUGCAGGACGCUGUCCUGGUAACAGGCUUGAGAGACUUCGCACUAGUGUCUCUCAAAGAUGGCUCGCUGAUGGCCUCUCACUCGAUACCCUGCGAACCGGUGUCUCCUGUUGUGCACGGAGAUUUUACAAAUGACGGUCUAAUGGACUUUAUUGUAUGCUGUAAAACUAGGUGAGCUGUCGGCGCGGCGUCGGGCAGUGUUUGUAAAUCCUUAAUUCCCUGCAGUGAUAAGUGUAUAAUUUCGUUUGACACUUUUUUCGAUAUAAGACCUCUAACCGCUGUCCGUUUAGCCCGCGAGUAGGCUCUUGUGUUCGGUUUCCUCCUAUAGCCCCUUUACCGAGCACAGCCUGGGGCACAGCCGCCUAUUACACCAUCGGUGGCCACUUAUGGGAAAAACUUUCUAGACCCCUGCAAGUGACAAUGUCUUCUCAUAGCCCCAAAUUCUCCGGAUUAAGCUUCAAAUAACUGAGUGAUCGUAACUUGGGAGAGCUAGCCUAUUAUCUAUUAUAUGAAGAGAUAAGUCACUACAAUGAGAUUGUAUCUAAUAUAUUCUCGUCAACCCUUUGACUGCUAAGAGUGAUUAGCAGUUCAUCUCCCCUUACAGUAUCACCCCUUAAUCACAAAUUAAGGUCACGAGAAUAAACGAAAUGGUUACAAACUAAAUAAGUUUUCGAUUGUUAAUCAAAUUCUCCUCGUCAGCACCUUAGGAAAUGUCUAGAGAACAGUAUGGAGAAUAUGCAUACUGAUAUUAGGGUGUACAGCGUUGAUUGAUAGGGGGAGUCGCUUUUUGAUGAGGGAGUCAGUUCCCAGGCCUGUCUCGCUGAAUUCCCAGUCUUCAGGUCUCAAAGCUUCAUUCAUCCUUUCCAGCAGCCACCUCCUUGAGUAUAGAGGGAGUUAUUAGCGAUUACGGGCGAGUAUUACUCACCCAUCUCGUGGUGUCAGCUAUAGCUUGAGACAAAAUUCAAAAGGCCCGUUUACAGUUUACUUCAUGUGCAACUAACACUGAAACUUCUUUUCAGCUUUAUCGGCUUUUCACUGGACAGUAGACCAGGGUACUGGUGGACGGUAGUCUGGAUCGCGUGUGGUCUGGGGGCUAUUGGAAUGGCAGUAAUUAUACUUCGCUUCAUAGAGGAAGUGAUAGUGUGA
Messenger RNA from Pocillopora meandrina, 8974 nucleotides. The record is from the annotation of a GenBank genome assembly. NCBI's taxonomy places the organism in Eukaryota, Metazoa, Cnidaria, Anthozoa, Scleractinia, Pocilloporidae.